Molecule: messenger RNA, 819 nt
Organism: Penicillium mononematosum
Lineage: Eukaryota; Fungi; Ascomycota; Eurotiomycetes; Eurotiales; Aspergillaceae
Exons: 4
Coding region: 1-819 (272 amino acids)
Cellular component (GO): intracellular anatomical structure
Molecular function (GO): oxidoreductase activity, acting on NAD(P)H, oxygen as acceptor
Source: RefSeq, a predicted model, not a curated record
AUGGCUUCCUCUGUGACCGACCACCCGGCUAUGGCCCCAGAAAGCACACCUCAGACUCAAGUCACCCUCGGUGGAAAGGUUAUUGCUAUCACCGGUGCCAAUCGCGGUAUUGGUCUCGGUAUCGCCGAGUGCUGCCUUUCCAACGGCGCGACCAAGGUCUACUCGAUUGACAUUGGGGAGACUGGAGAAGAUUUUGCUACUCUCUCCAAGCACUAUCCCGGUCAGCUCUUUGCUGUCACCGCCAAUGUGACCGAGGAAUCGACUAUCACCGCGGCAAUCGAUAGGAUCAUCGAGGAAGCUGGCGCUCUGCACGGAAUGGUGGUUAACGCUGGACGAACAAACCACAAAGCUGCUCUGGACUUCACCCAGGAGGAUAUUGAGACCUUGUUCAAUGUUAAUCUCUUCGGGGCUUUCUACACCGCACGCGCCGCUGCUCGUGCAUUCAUCAAGAUUGGAAUAAAGGGAUCUAUUGUCUUCACAGCAUCAAUGGCCUCUUACCGUCCCAACAAGCGCGUCCCUUCCACUCCCUACGGUGCCUCGAAGGCAGGCGUACGAAACAUGACCCACACUUUGGCAAUGGAAUGGGCGCAGUACGGUAUCCGUGUCAACAGUGUAUCGCCUGGUCUAGUCAAGACCGCCAUGACAUACUGGGUCCCUCAGCAGCCGGACUGGGAACAGCAGCUGAAGUAUUAUGGUGGAUUCCCUAGGUUGGCCGAGGUACAGGAGCUCGGCGGUGCCUACGUGUACCUUCUAAGUGAGGCUGCCAGCUACACUACCUCUAUUGAUAUUCCAGUAAACGGGGUGAUAGGCAUCUGUUAA